AUGCUAAAAAAUGUUACUGCUAUACAUCUGAGAACCCAUACUGGCGAGAAGCCGUUUGCCUGUGAACAUUGCUCGAAGCAAUUUACUACCCCUUCACAGUUAAAAAAACACCUGAGAACCCAUACUGGCGAAAAGCCAUUUGCCUGUGAACAUUGCUGGAAGAGACAUCUGAGAACCCAUACUGAAGAGAAGCCGUUUGCCUGUGAACAUUGCUGGAAGCGAUUUUCUCGAUCUGGAAACUUAAAAGUUCACUUGAGAACCCAUACUGGCGAGAAGCCAUUUGUCUGUGAACAUUGCUGGAAGCAAUUUUCCCAGGCUUCAAGUUUAGAGAGACAUUUGAGAACCCAUACUGGCGAGAAGCCGUUUGCCUGUGAACAUUGCUCGAAGCAAUUUUCCGAUGCUUCAAGUUUAGAGACACAUCUGAGAAGCCAUACUGGCGAGAAACCGUAUUCCUCAAUUACCUGGACUUACAUGACAUUGUACUUCACCAAGCAUGUCAGCUGA
Molecule: messenger RNA, 504 nt
Organism: Uloborus diversus
Lineage: Eukaryota; Metazoa; Arthropoda; Arachnida; Araneae; Uloboridae
Product: gastrula zinc finger protein XlCGF17.1-like
Exons: 4
Coding region: 1-504 (167 amino acids)
Biological process (GO): regulation of transcription by RNA polymerase II
Molecular function (GO): RNA polymerase II cis-regulatory region sequence-specific DNA binding; DNA-binding transcription factor activity, RNA polymerase II-specific
Source: RefSeq, a predicted model, not a curated record